Molecule: messenger RNA, 423 nt
Organism: Ctenocephalides felis (cat flea)
Lineage: Eukaryota; Metazoa; Arthropoda; Insecta; Siphonaptera; Pulicidae
Product: huntingtin-interacting protein K-like
Exons: 3
Coding region: 64-423 (119 amino acids)
Biological process (GO): negative regulation of apoptotic process; protein stabilization
Source: RefSeq, a predicted model, not a curated record
UUGAAAAAUAUAACCAAGCUUUUACAUGCAAUUGAGCGUGCUGUAUUAAAUUGACCAAAAAUUAUGGCAGAUUUAGAUGUAAAUGGUGAUCCAGUUACCGAAGAUGUUUCUGACAAAUCACAAAAGAAAACUGCAAAACAUGACAGUGGUGUUGCCGAUUUAGAAAGAGUUACUGAUUAUGCAGAAGAAAAAGAAAUUUCUUCACAGGACAUUUCUGGGGCUCUAUCACUUUAUGGAGAUAGACAAAAUAAAGAUGCUGCCGCUAGAUUGGCCAGAGAAAGAGAGUUACAAAAAAUUGCUAUAAAAAAGGAAGAUGUGGAUUUAAUGGUGAAUGAAAUGGAAAUCACACGAACACUUGCUGAAAGAACUCUGCGAGAGCAUGGUGGCAAUGUAGUUGAUGCAUUGGUAUCAUUAACAAAUUAA